Microtus ochrogaster (prairie vole) is the source of this 939-nucleotide messenger RNA. RefSeq names its product olfactory receptor 2H2-like. Gene Ontology annotation, biological process: G protein-coupled receptor signaling pathway. Gene Ontology annotation, cellular component: membrane. Lineage: Eukaryota; Metazoa; Chordata; Mammalia; Rodentia; Cricetidae. The record is from RefSeq and is a predicted model, not a curated record. Gene Ontology annotation, molecular function: olfactory receptor activity; G protein-coupled receptor activity.
AUGGUCAACCACACCUCCCCAGUGGGUUUCAUUCUCCUGGGCUUCUCUGAACACCCACGCCUCGAAAAGAUUCUCUUUGUGGUGAUCUUGUGUUCCUACCUCCUCACACUCCUAGGAAACACACUCAUCCUCCUGCUGUCCACACUGGAUCCCAGGCUCCACUCUCCAAUGUACUUCUUCCUCUCCAACCUCUCCUUCCUGGACCUCUGCUUCACCACAACCUGUGUGCCCCAGAUGCUGGUCAACCUCUGGGGCCCCACAAAGACCAUCAGCUUCCUGGGAUGUUUUGUUCAGCUCUUCAUCUUCAUGUUUUUGGGGACAACCGAGUGCAUCCUCCUGACGGUGAUGGCCUUUGACCGCUAUGUGGCUGUCUGCCAGCCCCUGCACUAUGCCACCAUCAUCCACCCCCGCCUGUGUCAGCAGUUGGCAGCUGUGGCCUGGGCUAUAGGUUUGAUCCAAUCCAUAGUUCAGACACCUCCCACCCUCAAACUGCCCUUCUGUCCCCACAGACAGAUAGAUGAUUUUUUAUGUGAAGUCCCAUCCCUAAUUCGACUCUCUUGUGGGAAUACUACCUAUAAUGAGAUCCAGAUGGCUGUUGCUAGUAUCUUCAUUGUGGUUGUGCCUCUGAGCCUCAUCCUUGUCUCUUACGGUGCUAUCACCAGGGCAGUGCUGAAGAUAAACUCUGCAAAAGGGCGCAGGAAAGCUUUUGGGACCUGUUCCUCCCACCUCAUUGUGGUCGCCCUCUUCUACAGCUCAGUCAUUGCUGUCUACCUGCAGCCCAAAAAUCCCUAUGCCCGAGAGAGGGGCAAGUUCUUUGGUCUCUUCUAUGCAGUGGGCACUCCUACACUCAACCCUAUUGUAUACACCCUGAGGAACAAGGAGGUCAAGAGAGCAUUCUGGAGGCUGCUGGGGAAGGAUGGGGAAUCUGGGGAGAGCUGA